Messenger RNA from Lutzomyia longipalpis, 2287 nucleotides. RefSeq names its product carnitine O-palmitoyltransferase 2, mitochondrial (gene CPT2). The record is from RefSeq and is a predicted model, not a curated record. The transcript has a single exon. Gene Ontology annotation, molecular function: carnitine O-palmitoyltransferase activity. NCBI's taxonomy places the organism in Eukaryota, Metazoa, Arthropoda, Insecta, Diptera, Psychodidae. Gene Ontology annotation, cellular component: mitochondrion. Bases 152 to 2122 code for a protein of 656 amino acids. Gene Ontology annotation, biological process: fatty acid beta-oxidation.
UCUUUGGGUUUUCAAUGCUAUCCCGGCACGAAGAGCUCUAUCUUCUGUCGCAGCUAAGUCUUCGAUAAUCCCCUCGUCCAAGGGUUAGGUGUGAAAGAGGAAUGAGAUUGGGUGGAAAGGGGGUCAGUUGUAUCUACUCACUGCUGUGACAAUGUUGCGUACAUCAGCUGUAGCCACCAGGCGUUGCUUCUCAACACGUCCCGAUGGGGACUAUCAGUUUUUGCACCGUAGUAAAAUUCCUAUGCUACACUUUCAAAAAUCCCUGCCAAGAUUGCCAAUUCCGGAACUUCAGAACACCUGUCGGAAGUACCUGGCAGCCCUAUCGCCGCUCUUAUCGGCUGAAGCUCAUGCCCGGACUGCGGGGAUUGUUAAGGAUUUCGAGGGUGGCAUUGGGCGUGAUCUGCAGGAACGUCUCAAGGUGCGGGAUAGUGUAAAUCAGCAUACAAGUUACAUAUCGGAUCCAUGGUUUGAGAUGUACAUCACCGAUAGGGCUCCUCUGCCCGUUAACUACACCCCAUUGCUUGGGAUGAAGUACCCAAGUACGCCACCACCAACACUACCCGUUCAAACUGCCAAUAUUCUCAUCACAACAGCGAGAUUCCUUCGUGCAUUGCGAGCUGAAUACUUAACCCCUGAGAUUUUCCACAUGAACGCCAAAACGGCUGAUUCAGCUUUCUACCAGAAGAUUGUCCAAAUGGUACCACAGAGAUUUGCCACAUACACAUCGUACGCCUUUAAAUCAUUCCCAUUGGAUAUGUCGCAGUAUCAGGGCUUAUUUUCUGCUACAAGAAUCCCUCGUCAGGGGAAGGAUAGAAUCUUCAGAGCUCCCAAAGAUCCUUGUCAUGUUGUUGUGCUGCGCAAAGGCAACAUCUACCGGUUGGAUGUUCUCGAUAGAGAUGGGAAUAUUGAAGUUCCUGAAGUAAUCUUGGGACGUGUUAAACGCCUCCUGGAGACUUCUAGUCAAGACCCAGAAAACCCCCAUCCUCUGGGUAUCCUUACAACGGAAAAUCGCAACACAUGGGCUACACUUCGUGAACAUUUGGAGAGCCUUUCGGAGAAGAAUCGUCGUGGAAUGGAAAUUGUUGAUUCAGGAAUAAUUUGCCUUUGUCUCGAUGAUCUGAGCUAUGGUGAUCUGGACGUAGCAGCUCGCACGAGGGAUCAUCUGUAUGCAAAUGGGCCAAAUAGGUGGUUUGAUAAAUCCAUUUCAGUCGUUGUUAGCUCUGAUGCACGCACUACUGUUCAAUUUGAACACUCCUGGGGUGAUGGUGUAGCCGUUCUCAGGUACUUCAAUGAAGUCUUCAAGGAAAUAUCUGAGAGGCCUUUUAUAACGGAAGGAACAGUUGCACAGGCACCCGGAGAUGAAGCUGUGGAGAAGCUCUCAUUUGAUUUGGAUGAGAAAUUGAAGACUGGCAUUGAUGAGGCAAAAAAGCGGCAUAAGGCUGUUGAGGACAGCCUUGACAUUAACUACAUGCAGUCUGAACUUGUUGGGAAGAAACUGUGCAAAAGUGCAAAAAUUAGUCCAGAUUCCAUGGCGCAAUUUGCAAUUCAACUGGCCUAUGCCUACCUUACGGGCGGAACAACGGCUACGUAUGAAUCCUGCAGUACAGCUGCCUUUCGAUGUGGUCGAACGGAGACAGUUCGUCCCGCCACGGAAGCAACGAAGAAACUCUGUCAGGUUUUGUUGAAGAAAGGCCCGAAUGAUGCUGCAACAGCUGAAGAGGCGGCAAUGCUGAGGGAGUGCUCAAAUCGUCACAAUCAGCUGACAAAGGAAGCUGCUAUGGGGCAGGGAUUCGAUCGCCAUCUAUUUGCCUUGAAAGACAUUGCCAAGAGUCAAGGAAUGGCUCUGCCUGAUCUCUACAAUGAUCCUGCGUAUGCACUGAUCAAUCACAAUGUUCUCUCGACGAGUACACUGUCAACGCCGGCUAUUGAAGUUGGGGGCUUUGGACCUGUUGUACCCGAUGGCUAUGGGAUAGGCUAUGUUAUCGAUGCUCAAAGACUGGGAAGUAUUGUCACGACGUACCGUGCAAAGAGGAAUGGCAAGGAGUUUGUGGAAGCCCUCGAAAAAGCCGCCAAGGAAAUUCGAAAGAUCCUCGAUGUGGCCUCAAAGGAAGGGACUAAAUAAACUAUAAAAGUUUUAAUGAUCUUCAAUGGGUGUUUAUGCAAUCUUAUGAAUUUAUGCUAAAUCGCACUGAAAUAAAUUUAUUUAGGGAGAUGUUUAUAAAUUUUAUAAAAUUGAAAUGUUAUUGGGAAGAAGUUGAAGAGUUUUAAUAAAACAUUUUGUACUAAA